Messenger RNA from Schizosaccharomyces osmophilus, 1173 nucleotides. It is a transcript of the gene crr1, whose product is annotated as glycosyl hydrolase family Crr1. Gene Ontology annotation, molecular function: hydrolase activity, hydrolyzing O-glycosyl compounds. NCBI's taxonomy places the organism in Eukaryota, Fungi, Ascomycota, Schizosaccharomycetes, Schizosaccharomycetales, Schizosaccharomycetaceae. Gene Ontology annotation, biological process: glucan catabolic process. Bases 1 to 1173 code for a protein of 390 amino acids. The transcript has a single exon. The record is from RefSeq and is a predicted model, not a curated record.
AUGCUUCCCGUAACGCAUCAUUCUCAGCAAAGUUUCUCAAACGAUGACUUCUCCAGUCACUUGGAGAAAGGUUCAAACUAUCCUCAUGAAUAUGAACCAGAAAGUCGCAAGUUGAAUACUGACGAUGAACAUUUUGAUGAAAUAAAGAAGCCUUGGUAUCAGACUUACGAGAGAAAGAUUCUGAUUGGUAUCAUCGUCUUUAUUUGUGUUCUUCUUAUUAUUAUUUUGGGCAGUGUCCUUGGCCAUCGUACUCAUGAAAGAAACCGCCACCCCUCGUACAAACAAGAGAACUACACAAUGCUCAAGUCAUACGAAGGUGAAUCGUUUUUCGAUAACUUUGAUUUUUUCAGUGAAGCAGAUCCUACUAAAGGGUUUGUUCAAUACAAGACCCGUGAAGCCAGUGAACAAAUGGGUUUAAUUCAUGCCAACAGUACCAACGUGAUUAUGACUGCUGACAACAAGGAGAAAGCCCCUAAUGGUCGUCCAUCUGUUCGAAUUUCAACUAAGGAGUAUUUUAAAAACGUUUUGAUUAUCCUUGAUGUCUUGCAUGCACCUACUGGAUGCGGUACUUGGCCCGCAUUUUGGACAGUUGGUGAUGAUUGGCCUAAAAAUGGUGAAAUUGAUAUCAUGGAAAAUGUGAACUUGGCUCGAAAGGGUCAAGUUACAUUACAUACCGACGAUGGUUGUGACAUGACAGGCGUCAAGCAAGUAAUGACUGGAAAUACUUUGCAAUCUAAUUGUUAUGUAAAUGCUCCCGGAGCAAAUAAUGCUGGUUGUGGUGUGAAGGCUGCUGAGGAUGGUUCAUUUGGAGCCCCUUUUAAUGCACAACAAGGUGGUGUUUACGCUCUUGACUGGCGCAGCGAGGGUAUUCGCGCCUGGUUUUUCAAUCGUACAAAUAUUCCUACAGACAUUACAAACAAGCAACCUCAACCCGCUAAUUGGGAAACUCCUUUAGCUGACUUUCCCAACACAAAAUGUAAUAUUGAUAAACGAUUUGGUAAUCAGAAAAUCGUUUUUGAUCUUACAUUCUGUGGUGAUUGGGCUGGAGCUAGCUCGUCUUUAACAAAUGCUGGAUGUCCUUCUAGCUGCACUGAUUUUGUUGCCAAUAAUCCCCAAAAUCUUACAGAAGCAUACUGGGAUAUUCGUAGUUUGAACGUCUUUAAAAGUCAAUAA